This is a messenger RNA of Phalaenopsis equestris, 1032 nucleotides long. RefSeq names its product tetraspanin-18. NCBI's taxonomy places the organism in Eukaryota, Viridiplantae, Streptophyta, Magnoliopsida, Asparagales, Orchidaceae. The coding region runs from base 168 to 881 and encodes 237 amino acids. The record is from RefSeq and is a predicted model, not a curated record. The transcript has 6 exons. Gene Ontology annotation, cellular component: membrane.
GUACAAGUCAAAUCAUCCAGUUCACUAGUCGCUUCAUCGUCCUCGUUGAGCGAGGGAGAAGGAGAGAGGACGGUGGUGAUACAGAUUUUCUUUAGGGUUUCGAAAUCCAGUUGGGAAGAAAACUUUUAGGGUUUAGUCUUCUUCCGGAAGAUAGGGAACGGAGAGAGAUGAGGCCCAACUGUUUUCUGAGUUGCCUUGCCGUCCUUCUCAAGUUUCUCAAUUUCCUCCAGGCCUUCGUUGGCGUUUCGAUCGUUAUUUAUUCGGUUUGGGUUCUAAAUCAGACACUCAAACAUGGCCUUUCCUUCAGCCUGGAUCUCGACAAGCUUCCGGCUCCCUGGUUUGUCUGCGCGUUGAUGGGAGUUGGGAUCCUGCUCUGUUUCGUGUCUUUUACUGGAAAUAUUGCCGCAGAAGCCAUCAGCAGUUGUUGUCUCUGCUUUUAUGCAGUACUGAUCACAAUAAUGAUUUUAUUAGAGGUAGCUUUGGCUGGUGAUCUCUUUUUCAACAAAGAGUGGAAGAAGGAUCUUCCAAAUGACUCUACCGGAGAACUAAAAAAUCUCAUAGCCUUUAUUGAAGAUAAUAUUGAUAUAUUCAAGUGGGCUGGAGUUUCCUUUAUUGUUAUUCAGGCAUUUUCCCUAAUGCUUUCUGUGCUAAUCCGGGCCAUGAUAUCCAGCCGUUGGUUGGACUAUGACAGUGAUGAGGAAUAUUUUGUUAUCAGGAGACCCCUUAUAAACCAACAGGGUGGCCAAACAGUUGGUUCAGCCUCUGGAUUUCACUCGGAUAUUUGGAGUUCACGAAUGAGACAAAAGUAUGGGCUGAACCCAAACCAAUUAACGUACAAUGUGGACCCAAAGACUGCACCGCACCAACAGCAGCAGAGUUGAUGGAAUGCCAUUCUCUAUUUAGCAGGUUUAACUAUUGAUUCGCUUGUAAUAUAUGCCUUUGUAAUAUAUUAUAUAUAUGUUCGUUGGAAUGACAUUAUUGUGGCUUCUUGUAAAUACUGCACUCUUUGUACGCAUUUAUUUUAUUUCUGCA